Molecule: messenger RNA, 548 nt
Organism: Solanum tuberosum (potato)
Lineage: Eukaryota; Viridiplantae; Streptophyta; Magnoliopsida; Solanales; Solanaceae
Product: peamaclein
Exons: 2
Coding region: 241-510 (89 amino acids)
Source: RefSeq, a predicted model, not a curated record
AAAUGUAAUGUAAAUUGAACAUUAAUUCUGAACAGAUAGGAAAACUCUCAUAAUAUUUACAACUCAACUGAUGAGAACCCAUUUUUUAAUUAUUUGAGAACCCGUUAUUGAGGAAAUAUAAAACAAAAUAAAAAAUAAAAUAAUCCCUCUACCAUACUGCGCGGGUCUAUAAAUGCACUGUAGCUCCUUUUCUACUUUGCCUUAAAAUUCUUAGUUUCCAAAGAAAAGUUGAGAGCCAAAAUGAAGAGGUUUUUGGUAGCUUUUAUGUUGCUCUUUGCUCUGCUUUUGACAUCCUCCUUUCUUCAACCUGCAACCGCCAAAUCAGUGUACUGCGCGCAGAAAUGCGAGGCUCGGUGUUCCAAGGCAGGACUGAAGGAUCGGUGCGUGAAAUACUGUGAGUUGUGCUGUGCAAAGUGCAAAUGCGUUCCAAAUGGGACUUAUGGAAACAAGCAUCAAUGCCCUUGUUAUAGGGACAUGAAGAACUCUAAGGGCAAGCCCAAAUGUCCUUAGAAAUAAUAAUAAUAAUACUAGUUACCAGAUUUCUUCUC